AGCCUCACGCGCACUGUCGGCGGCCUCCUCAGCAGCUCGCGCCAUUUAUCAAUCCCCCCGCCCGCGGUCCUCCUCGCUUCCAAGCCAAGCCGCGGGAGCGACGCCACGGCAACCACCGUCCCACUACUGGGCUCCCCUCCCACACUCACUCCCACUCUCUCCGCUUCCCCCGCGGCUGCUAUAACUGCAGCUGGCUGAGGAGCCUAGGAACCUAGCAGGCGCGAGAGGGGAAGAUGGCGAACGGCGGCGGCGAGGGGAAGGCGGGCGCGGGGUACCAGUACGGGCCGUACGGCGUGGUGCGGGAGGAGAGGCAGUGGUGGCCGUGGCUCGUGCCGGCCGUGCUCGGCGCGUGCGUCACGGUGUUCGCCGUCGAGAUGUACAACAACGACUGCCCGCGCCACGGGAGCACGCUGGGCGGAGGCGACGCGCCCUGCGUCGCCGGGUUCCUCCGACGCUUCGCCUUCCAGCCGCUCCGCGAGAACCCGCUCCUCGGCCCCUCCUCCGCCACUUUGGAAAAAUUGGGAGCUCUUGACUGGGCCAAAGUUGUUCAUCAGCACCAAGGGUGGCGCCUCAUCAGCUGUAUCUGGCUCCACGCUGGCCUAAUCCAUUUGAUUGUCAACAUGCUGAGCUUGCUAUUCAUUGGAAUCCGCCUCGAGCAGCAAUUUGGGUUUGUGCGCAUUGGGAUCAUCUACUUGCUAUCUGGCUUUGGUGGCAGUGUGCUCUCUGCACUGUUUUUAAGGAAUCACUACAUCUCUGUUGGCGCCUCUGGAGCUUUGUUUGGCCUACUUGGCUCUAUGCUCUCUGAGCUUAUUAUGAACUGGACCAUUUAUUCCAACAAGGCAGCUGCCAUCAUAACUCUUCUGUUUAUAAUUGUGAUCAAUUUGGCAAUCGGGAUACUACCACACGCUGAUAACUUUGCGCACAUUGGUGGAUUUGUGAGUGGAUUUCUUAUUGGCUUUGUGCUGCUGGCAAGGCCUCAAUUUGGUUGGAUGGAACGGAACGAGUUGCCCCAGACUGAUCAACCUCCAAAAUACAAAACAUACCAGUAUGUUCUGUGGGGCGUGGCACUCCUCUUGCUGCUAGUUGGAUAUGUGGUUACCCUGGCAUUGCUUUUCAAGGGCAAGAACGGCAACGAUGGCUGCCACUGGUGCCGGUACCUGAACUGCGUGCCGACAUCCAGAUGGAAGUGCGGCACCUAGACGGUCGAAUUCUACUGCCGGGUCUUCUCCAGAAUACAUACAUACAUAUACAUAUAUAUUCUACAAGGAACCAUCUUUUAUGCUCGUGUGGUUAUAGACACAUAAAUCAAACUUGUGCUUGGGAGCUAGAUUAUCCCUGUAUCUACAGAGUACAUUAUUGCGAGAUGAUGUAAUUUGAGCUUGUAAACCUGUUGAUCUCAGCGUAAUUGUGCACCUAUAUACUGUAUAUUCCUUUGCCGUAGAUCUUUUUGAUCUGUCGACUUCAUUCUAAAGAUCAUUGCAAGCAA
Brachypodium distachyon (stiff brome) is the source of this 1486-nucleotide messenger RNA. Its product is annotated as RHOMBOID-like protein 2. Gene Ontology annotation, biological process: proteolysis. Lineage: Eukaryota; Viridiplantae; Streptophyta; Magnoliopsida; Poales; Poaceae. The record is from RefSeq and is a predicted model, not a curated record. Gene Ontology annotation, molecular function: serine-type endopeptidase activity. The transcript is spliced from 5 exons. Gene Ontology annotation, cellular component: membrane. Bases 234 to 1199 code for a protein of 321 amino acids.